Mastomys coucha (southern multimammate mouse) is the source of this 10343-nucleotide messenger RNA. RefSeq names its product protocadherin 17 (gene Pcdh17). Gene Ontology annotation, cellular component: plasma membrane. The record is from RefSeq and is a predicted model, not a curated record. Gene Ontology annotation, molecular function: calcium ion binding. Lineage: Eukaryota; Metazoa; Chordata; Mammalia; Rodentia; Muridae. Gene Ontology annotation, biological process: homophilic cell-cell adhesion. The transcript is spliced from 5 exons. The coding region runs from base 2677 to 6231 and encodes 1184 amino acids.
UUUCUCCGCCUCCCAUUGGGCGUGGGCCGAGAAGGCAGGGUCUGGCUCCCCACGCCGAUUGGCUGGCAGAGAAUCAGUAUCAAUGUUUAAGCGGCGGCGUGAGGUGAAUAGAGUCAGUCAGCAAGAGACGCUGGGGAGAGAAUCCGGACUGCGAGCCCGGCGGCUGCCGCAGCGGAGGAGGGCGGCUCGGAGACGCUACUCCAACUGUUGAAUUGAAUUUUCACCUUCCAUUUCCUCCGCGUCUUGGCUGGCGGAGAUGGAUUUAUUCGGUUUGAAACCUGCUCGUCUUUCUCAGGCUUUGGGGUGAUCCUGACGGGCACCGCACCAGACUGAAAGAGACCACUCGUGACAGAAAAAAAAAAAAGGAGGAAUUAAAAAAAAAAAACCCUCCACAACAGACUGCACAAUUAGCUAUGCACACCGAUGCUGGACUUUGUGAGCAGAGACCGUUGGGAGGAAAAUCUUGAACUAUGAUCCUGGGCUAAGCUGUGAAUCAUUACUGGAAACGUGCCCCCACCCCUAAGACUGAGAGAUUUGGGGGCAUCUCACGCCUAACCAAGUGGAAAGGUUUUUUUAAAAAAAAACAAAUAAAUAUUCGUAAGCAAAGCAGACGCCUUGUUUUGCAGAACCUCGGACUCCCGGCCGAAAGAGGUAGAGUAAAAGUGUUCCUGGAUUCAGCUUUGCCUCCCUCCCCCAACGCUCUUUUUCUCGUUUUCUCCCCCCACCACCCACCCCACCCCCGACGUGAAUCCGGCUUUUUUUGUUUUUUUGAUUUUUGUUUUUGUUUUUGUUUUUGUUUUUUUCCUAUUGAGUGAGUCAGAGAAAGCCUUAAGAAGAAGCCUCAACUAAUGUCUGUGAAGGGAGGACCGUGAGGGGAGAGUGAAUACGAUUCGUUCCGCUGCUUCUGACUCAUCCCGCAGAUCAGAACACCUGCAUUUCUGGAUGUGUCAUUCCCGUAGACCGAGGCGCCUGGAGAAGCGGAAAUAAUGUGUAGAUCAACCCGUGCCUAACCUCCCCUCGGAGGUGGAGGAGGUAGUUUCCCCGGGUGGGCGCCCUGGCAGAACCGCGGUGGCUGCAGGUCCUCACCCUCUCUGCCUUUCCCCAAGUCGACCAGAGACCGUGAGAGCCAGAUUGCAGAAUGCAUCACGCCAAGUCUUGAUGUAUCCCAUCCUCCCUACUCCUCCAAUUUAAAAUAAUAAUAAUAAUAAUAAUAAUAAUAAUAAUAAUAAUAAUAAUAAUGAAAAAAGCCUACACUGUAUUCUCUUCAGAUAUUCACCACUCUUGUGUUCCUCGCCAAGGUUUUCCUUUCUAGAUGAAAAGGACUGGGAGGCUGGGCCACUGGAAGGAGGUGCUGAAUAGAAAGAAAAGAGAGCCACUUGACAGCCCAGCCCUGUGAAUACAGAGACUGUUUCCCUUCUAGCGAGAGACAGGGCGAGUGUGUGUGUGUGCUAGGACUGGGAGGGUAGCUCCCUCCUCCUUUCCAGUCUGCCCUCCCCCUCCCCCUCCCCCUCAAAUCUGCACGUCUGACCAUGAGUUGCCUGUUGAUUUCCUUUCGCCUGGCAAGAGGAGCAAACUGGAAUUAAACUGCAGGGAGAGAAGUCUUCGCUUGCAGGAAGAGGAUGGGAUGGUAGUGGCGGCUCCCGGCUUGGCGUAGAGAGACACCGGAGAGUUCUACGAACAGAGGCGGAGAUCUAUCUCUAUAUUUUCUCCUCCCAAUAGGCUCUCAGCGCAAACGCUGAUCAGGCUGUGGCUUUCUUGAUUUUGGGGGAGAACCUUCUCCGAGGAAGAGAGGGAGGAGCUUGGUAGGGGGGAGGAAACUACAAAUCGGGACACUUUUUUUUUUUUCGCUGCAUUUCCUCCCCUCCCUCUGGCUGCUCGGAAAGAAGAGAGGAGAAGAGAGAGGGAGAGGGAAAAAAAAUACUUGGCUCGGAGAUGCAGUCCGCUGCCGCCGCCGCAGCCUAAGCCAGCAAAGCAAGAUUAGAUCUUUAAAUGCAGCAACACACCGCCUGAAAGCCGAGCAUCCUGAACAGCGAGCAAGACAUUUCUCGGUGCGCCAGGGCAGCCUCAAAUAUACAUAUGUAUCUGUGACUCUUUUCUUCGUCCCUACGCAUUCCCAUCAAUCGCUUCACCGAAUACGAGUAACUAAAGGAUUCCACUUUCUGAUCUGCCUGGAGACACACCUCCCGACGCCCUCCCCCACUCGAUUUGAAGAGUAUUCUGUAGGCUGCCUGAGGGAGUGGAUUUUUGCAGCGCCUAGCGGGAGUGAGGAAAACCCACCAAUUCUUCAGCUCAUUAUCAUCCCUUCCAGACUCGAUUUCCUUUUUAUCGCCAGCCUCAUCGCGCAAGUUUGAACCUCCUGAAGUCCAGGCGGGAGAGACAAAGCCUUGGGCUUGCCCUCAGCCGCAGGGAGUCGCCGCCUUGCUCGGAGCUGCUGCACCUUCGCUGAGCCGCUGCAUCUCUCCCAGUGCGAAUGCUGUAGAUCAACAGGUUCGGGCAACUUGAGCGGAAUAAGGAGAGACUGCCUGGUGCCGCAGCCCGGGUGCGGAGGGAAGGAAAGACUCGCAGACUUGUGGCUCGCUCCGAGCUCUUACGCUCCGCCCCGGUUCCAGACUGGCGCGCACCCACCAGCUAGCACCUCCAGUCCGGCUGCUCCGGUUCCCACCCCACCGGUCUGGGAUGUACCUUUCCAUCUGUUGCUGCUUUCUUCUGUGGGCCCCUGCCCUGACACUCAAAAACCUCAAUUACUCAGUGCCAGAGGAGCAAGGGGCCGGCACGGUGAUUGGCAACAUCGGCAAGGAUGCCCGACUGCAGCCCGGGCUUCUGCCGGCUGAGCGCGGUAGCAGCAGCGGGAGGAGCAAGUCCGGCAGCUACCGGGUGCUGGAGAACUCCGCACCGCAUCUGCUGGACGUGGACGCCGACAGCGGGCUCCUCUACACCAAACAGCGAAUCGACCGGGAGUCCUUAUGCCGCCACAACGCCAAGUGUCAGCUCUCCCUAGAGGUGUUCGCUAACGACAAGGAGAUUUGCAUGAUCAAGGUAGAGAUCCAGGACAUCAACGACAACGCUCCCUCUUUCCCCUCGGAUCAGAUAGAAAUGGACAUCUCAGAGAACGCGGCACCGGGCACCCGCUUCCCCCUUACGAGCGCACACGACCCAGACGCUGGCGAGAACGGGCUCCGCACCUAUCUGCUCACCCGCGAUGAUCACGGCCUCUUUGCCCUGGACGUCAAGUCCCGCGGCGACGGCACAAAGUUCCCAGAGCUGGUCAUCCAAAAGGCACUGGACCGCGAGCUGCAGAACCACCACACUCUGGUGCUGACGGCCCUGGAUGGCGGGGAGCCUCCACGCUCCGCCACCGUGCAGAUCAAUGUGAAGGUGAUCGAUUCCAAUGACAACAGUCCAGUCUUCGAGGCUCCGUCCUACUUGGUGGAACUGCCCGAGAACGCUCCACUGGGCACCGUGGUCAUUGAUCUGAACGCCACCGAUGCUGAUGAAGGUCCCAACGGAGAAGUCCUCUACUCCUUCAGCAGCUAUGUGCCCGACCGCGUGCGGGAGCUCUUCUCCAUCGAUCCUAAAACUGGCCUGAUCCGCGUUAAGGGCAACCUGGACUAUGAGGAGAACGGCAUGUUGGAGAUCGAUGUGCAGGCCAGAGACCUAGGACCUAACCCAAUCCCAGCCCAUUGCAAGGUCACAGUCAAGCUUAUCGACCGCAACGAUAACGCGCCGUCCAUUGGUUUCGUCUCCGUGCGCCAGGGGGCGCUGAGUGAGGCCGCCCCGCCUGGCACAGUCAUCGCCCUAGUUCGGGUCACUGACCGGGACUCAGGCAAGAAUGGGCAGCUUCAGUGUAGGGUUCUAGGUGGAGGAGGGACUGGAGGUGGCCUGGGGGGUCCCGGUUCCGUCCCCUUCAAGCUUGAAGAGAACUAUGACAACUUCUACACCGUGGUGACUGACCGUCCACUGGACCGUGAGACACAAGACGAAUACAAUGUGACCAUUGUGGCCCGGGACGGGGGCUCCCCUCCACUCAACUCCACCAAGUCGUUCACUGUCAAGAUUCUGGAUGAGAAUGACAAUCCUCCUCGGUUCACCAAAGGACUGUACGUGCUCCAAGUACAUGAGAACAACAUUCCAGGAGAAUACCUCGGGUCAGUGCUCGCCCAGGAUCCCGACCUGGGCCAAAACGGGACAGUGUCAUACUCCAUUCUUCCUUCACACAUCGGUGACGUGUCUAUUUACACCUAUGUGUCGGUGAACCCCACUAACGGGGCCAUAUAUGCCCUGCGCUCCUUUAACUAUGAACAAACGAAGGCUUUUGAAUUCAAAGUGCUGGCUAAGGACUCAGGGGCGCCAGCGCACCUGGAGAGCAACGCCACGGUGAGGGUGACGGUGUUAGACGUGAAUGACAACGCUCCAGUGAUUGUGCUUCCCACUCUACAGAACGACACAGCUGAGCUGCAGGUCCCGCGCAAUGCUGGCCUGGGGUACCUGGUAAGCACCGUGCGCGCCCUGGACAGCGACUUUGGAGAGAGCGGGCGCCUCACCUAUGAGAUUGUGGAUGGCAAUGAUGACAACCUGUUUGAGAUCGAUCCGUCCAGCGGCGAGAUACGCACACUGCACCCCUUCUGGGAGGAUGUGACCCCCGUGGUGGAGCUCGUGGUGAAGGUGACCGAUCAUGGCAAGCCCACCCUGUCCGCCGUGGCCAAACUUAUCAUUCGUUCAGUGAGCGGUUCCCUGCCUGAAGGGGUACCGCGAGUGAAUGGUGAGCAGCACCACUGGGACGUGUCGUUGCCUCUCAUAGUGACACUGAGCACGAUUUCCAUCAUCCUCCUAGCGGCCAUGAUCACCAUCGCUGUCAAGUGUAAACGGGAAAACAAGGAGAUCCGCACUUACAACUGCCGCAUCGCCGAGUACAGCCACCCUCAGCUAGGCGGAGGGAAGGGCAAGAAGAAGAAAAUCAACAAAAACGAUAUCAUGCUGGUGCAGAGCGAGGUGGAGGAGAGGAACGCCAUGAACGUCAUGAACGUGGUGAGCAGUCCCUCCCUGGCCACCUCCCCUGUGUACUUCGACUACCAAACCCGCCUGCCCCUCAGCUCGCCCCGGUCAGAGGUGAUGUAUCUUAAGCCAGCCUCCAACAACCUGACUGUCCCGCAGGGGCACGCAGGCUGCCACACCAGCUUCACCGGACAAGGGACUAAUUCGAGCGAGACCCCUGCCACUCGGAUGUCCAUAAUUCAGACAGACAAUUUUCCCGCAGAGCCCAAUUACAUGGGCAGCAGGCAGCAGUUUGUUCAAAGCUCCACGUUUAAGGACCCAGAAAGAGCCAGCCUGCGGGACAGUGGGCAUGGGGACAGCGAUCAGGCGGACAGUGACCAAGACACUAACAAAGGCUCCUGCUGUGACAUGUCGGUUAGGGAGGCACUCAAGAUGAAAACUACUUCAACUAAAAGUCAGCCACUUGAACAAGCAUUCCCGACUUUGCUUUCCUUUGCUAUCCUCACCCUACACACCAUCACUACUAGACUUCAGUCUGUUGAUCCACUUCCUCCAGAACCAGAAGAGUGCAUUAAUUGCACAGAUGAAUGCCGAGUGCUUGGUCAUUCUGAUAGGUGUUGGAUGCCACAGUUCCCUGCAACCAAUCAGGCUGAAAAUGCAGAUUACCGCACAAAUCUCUUUGUACCCACAGUUGAAGCUAACGUUGAGACUGAGACUUAUGAAACUGUGAAUCCCACUGGGAAAAAGACUUUUUGUACAUUUGGAAAAGACAAGCGAGAGCACACUAUUCUCAUUGCCAAUGUGAAACCUUAUUUAAAAGCCAAACGUGCCCUGAGCCCUCUCCUCCAAGAGGUCCCCUCAGCAUCUAACAGCCCAACCAAGGCAUGCAUUGAGCCUUGCGCCUCAACAAAAGGCACCCUGGAUGGUUGUGAAGUGAAACCAGGAGCCUUAGCAGAAGCAAGCAGCUCCUACCUGCCUACUGACAGUCAGUACCCGUCACCCAGUAAGCAACCAAGAGACCCUUCCUUCGUGGCUUCUGAUCAGAUGGCAAGGGUCUUUGCGGAUGUGCAUUCCAGAGCCAGUAGGGAUUCCAGCGAGAUGGGAGCUGUGUUGGAGCAGCUGGAUCACCCCAACAGAGAUCUGGGCAGAGAGUCGGUGGAUGCUGAAGAAGUUGUGAGAGAGAUUGAUAAGCUCUUGCAGGACUGCCGGGGAAAUGACCCUGUGGCUGUGAGAAAGUGAGGGGGAAAAGGCAUUGGUGUUUUCUUGUCUCUUCUGUUGAUUUGAAAAUGACCACUCCCGGUGAAAACCCUUUUUACAGGGAUGGCAAAGGACCAGUGCUGCUUUAAGGCUUUUAGUGAACAUCUGAAGUGCCCACAAGUAUGUUCUUUUCACUGCUGUUUCUUUUACAGAAAUAACAAUGGUUUUGACCAAACUUAUAUUAGGACAGAAUUAAUGAUGCUUAAGGAGAAAGGAGAAAAGAGAGAGAGAAGAAAUUGGAGAGACGAAAAAAGGAUGAGACAAGUUACCUUUUGACAAUCUGUUAGGAAGGUAUGCAGUGUGAAACUUAACGUAUUUCUGAUCACUCUAAGACUGUCCUCCCACAAGAUCGAUGCUGACUUAACUGUUUACCUAUAAACCCAUACAAAGCAGGGUCAUAUUUGUUAUCUGUGGUGGACUACUAGCUGACAUCACAGGCUUCUACUGAAAGUCCUGAAAAGACCUUGCGGUAGUCCAAGCUACACCAAACAUUAACACAUAUUUGUGGUAAACAUUUCUGUAUAAAGUACCUGCCAAGCAUAGAAACACAAAGACCAUUCCAUACCAUUAGUCAGAAAGCAAAAGAAAAAAUAUGUAAUAAUAACAAAACAGAAAAAAAAAAGACAAAACAACAAAAACCCUUGGUCAUUUGUAAGACACCUCAUGUCAUUUAAAAGUUCAAUGUAAAAAGAUAUAGUCUGUGUUGUCCUGAACACAUGUAGACCUAUUCACUUCAUUAAAAAAGAAAAUUCUGAAAAUUUAAAAAUGUCUAUUUAGCAUUUUAGUGUCCAACAAAGAUAUAAAUAACAGUGAGCUUGUUUUACAUUUGAACAGUUCUGAAUUAUGGGUUAUCAUUGAGUAGUGGUACUGAGAGAAAAUUAACAUAACUAAAAUGUUUUACUCAUUUUUGGACACUAAAAUAGCUCAGGAACGUGAACAAAAAUGUCUUAGACAUAACAAAUCACCUGACCAUUUAAAUGUGCAGAUGUAAGAAGAUUCAAUGUGUUUACAUCAAAUGACAUAUUUUUAUUGAUUUAUUGCAGAUUCCGUGCAUAUGAGCCAAAUUGUUGAGUGUAUAAGAGCUAUAUUGUGUAUUUUAUUAAAUUAAUAUAUAGUUGUGUUGCAAAACUAUUUGGGCUUAUAUUGUAAAUGGCGAGUGUUGCCUCGGUAGCUGUCGAACUCUAUGAGUUUUGUUUUUUCCUGCUUCCCCAUGGAGCGUGGGGAGCAGGGCCUCAGAGCAAAGUCUCUUGUUUAAUGUAUAGUCUACCAAGUAUACAGUACACAAUUCUGUUCAAAAUGUGUUUGAGUGAGCUGAUGGAGCUAACUGAAAGGUCAGAAAAAUACAUCUGUCAGUCAUAGUUCUGUGCAAGUCCUUGUAGAAAGCUUUGAUUAAAGUCAUGUUUAAUCACCAAAAUUACUACAUUUGUACCAAUACCUGUAAGUUUCCCUGCCCCCUUGUUUUCAAUAACAUGAAGCUUUUGCCUAUGUAGAUAUCAAAACAUCGGUUGGUUCUCAAAGUAUCUUCAGUGGUUCCGGUGUGUGUACACAUCAUAUUGGUAAAUGUAUGAAAUGUUCUAAUGCAUGUGUAGUGCCAGUGCUGCUUACAUGCAUUGUGUACUGUGUGUUUCAAGAGGUCUGGGUCUGAAACAAAAUGUUUUUUCCUUUAUCUCCGUGUUCUUCUGCCUGUUUUUAUUCAUGUUCUUUGAGAACAAUACCUAUUAUUCCAUCAUCGGGUUACACCUUUACUUGUGGAAUUUAGCAAGUUUCCAACUUACUUCCUUAUGAGGCUAAGACAACUCUAAUUUCAGGAAUUGGAAAAAAUAAAAUUAGCACUCACAGAAGUAGUAGCAGAUGGGGAAAUGCCUUGAUUGACAUUUUCCUUCAGCAUUUAAUUUUUUUUAUUUUUUUAUUUUUUUUAUUUUAUUAUUAUUAUUUUUAUUUUAUCUUAUUUUAUUUAUUAUUAUUAUUAUUUUUUUUUUGGCAUUUAACAGCUUCAUGGCAAACAGUUUGAGCCCAUACCUUGGAAAAUGUGGUGCUGAGUUAAAUAAAGGCUGUUUGUGCUCUGGAGCAAGAAAAAAAAAAUUAUUAUUUGUAAACUGGGAGGGAUUUCUGUGCCUUCUUUUCUAGCCACCAAGCCAGUGUAGAAACAGUAUAAAUGUCAAGAAAAUAAUAAUAACCUUAUACUAAAAACAAACAGGAAAGCAAAACAAACUUUGAACUAAAUUAAGUUUUAUAAUUAAUAAAAAAAUCUGCUGGAAAUAUUUCCAUCAUUUCAGGAAAGUUUUAGAUUGUACCUCUUUCGAAAAAUUGCUUUGGGGUUAAGAAUGGAUGACCCCCCUCAGCCUUAUUCUCUUGAGAACUGCAUUGGGUUCUUGGUAAGAGCCUUCCUCCAUCUCUACUCCUGCUUUUUGUUAUCCAUCCAUGCUGAAAUUAGAAGAAAGGGGAUCUUGUACAUGUGAAACCCAACUGACACUAUAUUUAGGACCAUUUAUGUAUCUACAAUGAGUGUCUCGUUUCUAUGAUGUUACUUUUACCAGGAGACUACAAAUUGAUUUAGCUUGAUAGAUAGUUGAAAGUUGCUGAAAAACUGUUUCCAUUUAGUCAUUCUGAGCUUUGCCUUUCUCUCACUAUUCAGAUAACCACUUUAGGGACAUCUAAAGCAGUGUGCAAAUAAACUCAACAGGAACGAUAGGUUUAUUUUUAAAACUUCUUUGUUCUAAGUAACCAGCUGUUCAAUAUAUUGUUAAGCGUCAGAAACACUGAAACUACAUACAAGUCUCAGAAUUGGUUGUGCCAACAUGCGAGGGAUUGACUCUAAGCUGUCACCGGUGGUCUGCUAGUGUUAGCUGUUUAAUACAUUAUCUGUACUUAGUAGUGACUAUUUAUUUACAAGUUGGUGGUAGUUCAAGUCAGGACUCUGAGCUUUUAUAGUUGAGGCAAUCUUAUUUUUAUUCAUCUCCCUGGGACCUGCCUUUAACACAGAACUCUGGUGCUUGGCUUUCAAAGAAGCCUUUGCGAUGCCAAAAUCAUACCUUUGGGGAAACAAUGGCUGUAAUGGAUAGUACAUAAUUGGGGAGAGUUGAGGAGCUUUCUGGAAUUUAGAAUGCUUUACACACACACGCGCGCACACACACACACACACACACACACACACACACGAUGAAAAGAAAAGAACUCCUUUAAUUCUUUAGAGGUAUUUAAGCAGAGGAAAACUGUCUAUUUUGGGGAAUUUUAGUAAAAGACACAAAAUGAAAAAAAAGGCAUCGUGGUGAACUAAAGAUAAAACAUCAGUAAAGAAAUAUUUUCCCCAGUUAAUGAUGAAAAUAUUUUCAUUAAGAUUCAACAUAGUAAGAAUCACUGUUAUGCUAUAUCAAAGCAAACACUGAAGAGACUUCUAUAAUCUCAAAGAAGAUUGUCACAUUGUUUCCUUACCAGACAGCCUUAUCCUUAUGGCAAACAACACAAAAAAACUAGACCUUGUUCCAUCGAUUCACUGAAUUACCGGGAGAGAAAUUGAUUGUUGCUUUCCUGAAAUUGCCUGGGCACUUGUAAAACAUGACUUUCCUUUUAAGGAUGUAGGCACUGCUAAAAUUAAAAAAAAAAAAAAAUGGCACCAUAAAAAAAAGUCAUGUAGUAAUGAGCAGUAUGCUUUAUGAGAACCAGGUUAAAAGCUGUUUGUUGUCUAAUGGAGUGGAAUCUGCUGGGGUCAUCAAAUAGACCAAGGACUGGCAUACUAUAUGCCUACUCAUUAUUGUCUAAUUAUAUUCUUUUGACAAGAGGCAGCAUUUACCAGAGCAUUAAUUCCAUCGGAGUUUUGGCUAUCAAGAUGUGUUGAUUUGAAACAUAAUUGAAUGAGGCCUGAUUAAAGUCUGACUCUCCAGGCCCCCGUGUUUUUGCAGGUUAGCUAUGUGCAUUUACCAGUCCCAUCGUUUCAUAAGGUUCUUCGCUGCACCAAGUGAUUGUUGAACAAUGGCGACGACAACAACAAAAGCAGCAUACAUUGUAUGGAUUUAUCUCAACGCUAUUGUUUAAUGGCUGUGUUUCAUGUGACCUGUCUGGAAAAUGAGGACUCCGAAUAAAAGCUAUUACUAAUA